Messenger RNA from Trichophyton benhamiae CBS 112371, 1920 nucleotides. Its product is annotated as Woronin body protein HexA, putative. Lineage: Eukaryota; Fungi; Ascomycota; Eurotiomycetes; Onygenales; Arthrodermataceae. Gene Ontology annotation, molecular function: ribosome binding; RNA binding; translation elongation factor activity. The record is from RefSeq and is a predicted model, not a curated record. Gene Ontology annotation, biological process: positive regulation of translational elongation. The transcript is spliced from 4 exons. The coding region runs from base 1 to 1920 and encodes 639 amino acids.
AUGCUGCAGCAAUGGAGUCGAGUCGAGGCCGAUGGCUGGGGAAGGCAGCACGCAACGCCGGAGCUGGAACUGGAGCUGGAGCGAGCCAGAGCUGGGGAGGCUGGGUCUGAGAGCUUGCAUGAGCUGGCAGUGUGGUGGCAACCAACCACCAAGGUCCACGACGUCUUCUCCAUCGGCCCUUUUGUCUUCACUACUAACUGUCCUCAUCGUCUCUCUCACUUUGUAUAUCCUUCUUUUCACCAUCUCUCACUCACACACUCUCUCUCACUUGCGAGGCCGCCUUUGGUCCUCCUUUUCUGCCGCAGGCCAAAUAAGAAGUCGAAAACUUCCCAGCCUCCGACUUUCUCUUCCUUCUUCUUCUUCUUCUUCUUCCUCUUCCUCUUCCUCUUCCUCUCCUCCAUCGCCAGCCUCGACUUCACUCCAUCAAUUCCAUCUCAAUUGACCUUCUUCCAUCUCCCAGAACAGGACAGACGCCAGUCUAUCUUCGUUCUCAUCACCCUCUGUGCCCCUUCGUCCCCGUUGCAUUCGAGAAAGGACGCCCCUCAAGCAGCCAAUCUGGACUUUGACGCCCGCGUCCCCAUCCCCUUCAGUGUCUUCCCGUCGUCGUACCGGAGUGACGCUGCUGCCGCUGUCUCUGAGUCGACUCAGGAGAGAGUAGAGGGCGAGGUCAAGUUUUCAGGUGCUUCGCGCGUCGGACGGGAAGAUACUCGAUACGAAGGCCCCCUCCCAGCACCAAGAACCUCUACCCAGCAAGCCACUGCUUCCUUUGACCAGCGCUUCGACAACGAGGAGUUCCGUCCUGUCACCGACUACAGACAAACCACUGUCGUAGCCCACGAGGAGCACCCCCGUCACAGCCACCAGCAGGAGCACAUCCCUGAAGUUCAGCUUUCCCGGGAAAGAUACUACGAGACCAGAGAUCGUCGAGAGACUGAACUUGAUACCCAGCUUGACAUCACUGAGCGUCAAUACCGUGCCCGUACUGAUCCUCGCUACCAAGCCCAGCACGAGUCUGAACCCCGCCAAGUUCGAGACGUAGACGUCGGGUACAGCAGCAGCCGUACCUUCAGCUCCGUCGAGAGACCUUCCGAGAAAGUUCGAGAAGUCGACGUUGCCUACAGCCGGGCCUACGAGACCGUCGACAACGCUCGUCCACCAGUCGAAGUCCGUGACAUCGACUAUCAGGAGCAGACCAAGAAGUCAGAUACCCUCAACCUCAUCUCCGAUCACCGCGUAGUUCAGGAGCAGGACCCCAAAGCCAAAAUGGGUUACUACGACGACGAAGGUCAGUACCACUCCUUCCGCCGCGGAGUCGAGCGUGCUGCCGAGCGCGUGUUGCACCCAUUCCAUCACCGCCACCAUCACCACCACCACCAAACUCACGAAGAUGGAAUCAUUUCUGACGAGCGCCGCGCCGAUCAAGUUGUCCCACGUGAAAACGUCCGCGUUGUCCAGCCCCGUGGUGGACACCCACCAGACACCAUCACCAUCCCCUGCCACUUCAUCCGCAUCGGCGACCUUUUGAUCCUCCAGGGCCGCCCUUGCCAGGUUAUCCGUGUCUCCGUUUCCCAGCAGACCGGCCAGCACCGUUACCUCGGUGUCGACCUCUUCACCCGCCAGCUCCAUGAGGAGUCCAGCUUCAUCUCCAACCCAUCCCCAUCUGUCGUCGUCCAGAGCAUGCUCGGCCCCGUCUACAAGACCUACCGUGUCCUCGACAUGCGUGACGACAACCGCAUCGUCGCCAUGACCGAGACCGGUGACGUCAAGCAGGGUCUCCGUGUCGUCGACCAGGGCAACCUCUUCAACCGCAUCGCCGAUGCCUUUGCCGAGGGCCGUGGCUCCGUCCGUGCCCUCGUCAUCAACGACGGUGGCCGCGAGCUCGUCGUCGACUACAAGGUCAUCCACGGUUCCAGACUUUAG